UUUAAAAUUCAAAAGUUUAUAUAUAUUCACAGCUUCAUGUUUCACUAGUUAUCUAUCUUUUUCAAACCGUUGCUUCUAGUACUUCUUCCCAAGAUAACUCGUUUUGGAAUAGACCAGCAAAGGUACAUGUCGAUGGAGGAUGCAGCUGAACAGCAGAGGUUGAUCACGGAGGCAACUGCCAUAGCUCGAGCAAGAGCCAUCAAUGGCUUGUAUGCAUUGUUUCGAAAAUCUCCAAAUGUAUUGGAAAUUAUUGAUGAGAUUCCAUUUGUUGAUACCCCUCUACACAUAGCUGCAUCCAUUGGGGAUACACAUUUUGCAGCUGAAAUGAUUAGCUUAAUGCCAUCAUUUGGUACGAAGCUAAAUCCGGAUGGGCUAAGCCCCUUGCACCUGGCUCUGCAAAACCGGCAUGCUGAGACUGUGACACGGCUCAUAAAUAUUAACAGCGAGCUCAUCCGUGUCCAAGGAAGGGAGAGAAUUACUCCUUUGCAUUAUGUAGCUGAAAUGAAUGAAUUCCAUCUUUUGGCUGAAUUUCUAUGCGCCUGUCCAGACUCCGUGAAUGAUUUGACAAUUCGAGGUGAGACUGCUGUGCAUAUUGCCGUGAGAAACUGUAAUGUUGAAGCUUUUGAAGUCCUUUUCGAAUGGGCUGAUAAGACUGAUCGUGGACUGAUGCUACAUUGGAAGGACGAGGGUGGCAACACCGCGUUGCACAUUGCAGUGUAUACCCACCAACCAGAGGUUGUGGAGAAGUUGGUUAGAGUAAUGAAGAUAAAAAAUGAUAAGAAUUUGGAGGGUUGGACACCUCUUGAUUUAAGUCGUCGUAGGGAUGGAGGCAACAGAUCAGAGAUCACAAAAAUGUUAAUGGGUGGUGUAGGAGUUGCAAGAUCAUGUAGUACUACUACUACUCCAUGGAAUCCUUAUUCAACUAGUGAUGGUGAUCUCACAGAGUUUAUAUGUUUGAAACGAAUCCCAGAUUUAUUUAACAUGAAAAAGAUGUCUGAGGAUAUGAAAAAUACGAUGCUACUGGUAGCUACUCUUGUUGCAACAGCCACAUACCAAGUUGCAGUGAAGCCUCCUAGUGGCAUAUUCGACAAAGACGAAUCGGGAAGGAAGACAUUACUUGUGUCUGAAUUUCUUUACUAUAGUCUUUUGUUUAUUAACUCAACAGCAUUUGCAAUCUCAGUUGCAGUUAUUAGUCUUACCCUCCAACUUGGCUUUCACUUUCGGCUGCUGAGACUAUGCCUGUGGUUCCUCGUCUUCAGCUAUAUCAUUUCAGUGCUUUUCACAACACCAAAAACUGUUGCUUCUUAUAUUACAGUCCCAUUACCAUUCAUUUCCUAUCUUGGGGGUACAUAUAAUUUCUUUAGUGUAAUAUACACCUUCGCCAAGAUGCCCAUUGGCCGGUAUAACCCUUCUGUCUACUUUGAGAUGCGACGCAAAAUGGUUGGUUGGGAUGCCAGUUGCUGAUCUGAUUCAUCCAUGAAACCUUUCAGAUUGAUAAUGGGACUAUGUAUAGCCUUUUUUUAAUUAAAAUUGUGUGUGUUAUUAAUUGUUUUAAUUUUUCCUUUUGUGCUUGCUGAGAGUGGUGUUCAUGUAUUUUUUUAUUAAUUUUUUGAAAGUGAGGAGAUGGAAAGGCCUUGGUAAUUAUGUGUUCAUGUAAUUGUUUGCAAAUAAACAAUUUCUUGUGCUUGAUUCUACAUACAACUUGCG
Cornus florida is the source of this 1707-nucleotide messenger RNA. Its product is annotated as ankyrin repeat-containing protein BDA1-like. The coding region runs from base 127 to 1464 and encodes 445 amino acids. Gene Ontology annotation, molecular function: protein binding. The record is from RefSeq and is a predicted model, not a curated record. The transcript has 3 exons. NCBI's taxonomy places the organism in Eukaryota, Viridiplantae, Streptophyta, Magnoliopsida, Cornales, Cornaceae.